GAGGCGGCGGCGGCGGCGUUCGCGGCUGUUGCUGUUUUUUUUUCCUGCGAGGCGCGGAGAGCGCAGAAACAAGCAACCGGAACCAGGGAAACUGCUGGGAUUUAAUAAGACGGGCUCUGCAGAGGGAUAACGUGUGCCUGGAGGCGAGGCAGGGGAAGGAGCGAGAGAGAAGAGGCAGAGGAGCGAAGAGGGGGCGAAAGGACACGUCGGGGGAGGGGGCAUUUCUUCAGGGUCUCCUUUGGUAACCUCCGACCUUUUCAGCCUUGGUGGACCGAGAACGGACGAAGCGGGGGGGUCGGUGUUGCUCAGCCCGCAGACUUCGGAUCUAUCACCUCGGAUUUCUUCUUUUUUUUUCUUCCCCUUCCGGUGCUUUGGAUUUUUAUUGUUUUCCUUUUUCAAUUUCAAGGAUAUCUGUACACGCCAGCCUAGUACACACCUCGUGGCAAACUUAUCCCAGAUGGCCAAUUCCCUCAACGGCCGGAACCCAGGUGGCCGAGGAGGAAACCCCCGCAAAGGACGCAUUUUAGGCUUCAUUGAUGCUAUUCAGGAUGCAGUUGGCCCCCCCAAGCAAGCAGCUGCUGAUCGCAGGACUGUUGAAAAAACUUGGAAAUUAAUGGAUAAAGUGGUAAGGCUGUGUCAGAAUCCCAAACUUCAGUUGAAGAACAGCCCACCUUACAUACUUGACAUUUUACCAGAUACCUACCAACAUUUGCGACUUAUAUUGAGCAAAUACGAUGACAACCAGAAGCUUUCACAGCUCAGUGAAAAUGAAUAUUUUAAAAUCUAUAUUGACAGCCUCAUGAAAAAAUCAAAGAGGGCUAUAAGACUAUUUAAAGAAGGAAAAGAGAGGAUGUAUGAGGAACAGUCGCAGGACAGGCGAAAUCUCACAAAACUAUCCCUCAUCUUCAGUCACAUGCUUGCAGAAAUCAAAGCAAUCUUCCCAAAUGGCCAAUUCCAAGGCGAUAACUUUCGUAUCACAAAAGCAGAUGCUGCAGAAUUCUGGAAAAAGUUCUUUGGAGAGAACACGUUUGUUUUGUUUUCUUACUACAGAACCAUAGUGCCUUGGAAGGUGUUUCGGCAAUGUCUACAUGAAGUACAUCAGAUUAGUUCUGGUCUGGAAGCAAUGGCUUUGAAGUCUACCAUUGAUUUGACUUGUAAUGACUAUAUUUCAAUAUUUGAAUUUGAUAUCUUCACAAGAUUAUUUCAGCCUUGGGGGUCAAUAUUAAGAAAUUGGAACUUCUUAGCAGUGACGCAUCCUGGAUAUAUGGCGUUUUUGACUUAUGAUGAAGUUAAAGCACGGUUGCAAAAAUACAGCAACAAACCAGGAAGCUACAUUUUUAGAUUAAGUUGCACUCGACUAGGACAGUGGGCCAUUGGAUAUGUCACUGGUGAUGGAAAUAUUUUACAGACCAUACCUCAUAAUAAGCCUCUGUUUCAAGCACUGAUUGAUGGUAGCCGGGAAGGAUUCUAUCUUUACCCAGAUGGACGGAGUUAUAAUCCUGAUUUGACAGGACUUUGUGAACCCACCCCACAUGAUCACAUAAAAGUUACACAAGAACAAUAUGAAUUGUAUUGUGAAAUGGGCUCCACAUUUCAGCUUUGUAAAAUUUGUGCAGAAAAUGAUAAAGAUGUGAAGAUUGAGCCUUGUGGGCAUCUUAUGUGCACAUCUUGCCUUACAGCAUGGCAGGAGUCUGAUGGUCAGGGAUGUCCUUUCUGUCGUUGUGAAAUCAAAGGAACUGAACCCAUAAUUGUUGACCCCUUUGACCCCAGGGAUGAAAACACGAGGUGCUGUAGCAUUAUGGAUAAUUUUAGUUUACCCCUGCUCGAUUUGGAUGAUGAUGAUGACAGAGAAGAGUCCUUGAUGAUGAAUCAAUUGGCUUCUGUACGAAAGUGUAAUGAAAGAAAGAAUUCUCCUGUGACAUCCCCAGGAUCUUCUCCACUUGCUCAAAGAAGAAAACCACUUCCUGAUGCCCUGCAAGGAUCUCACCUUAGCCUCCCACCAGUGCCUCCUCGACUAGAUCUAAUUCAGAAGGGAGUUGCUCGAUCCCCUUGUGCCAGUCCUGCUAGCUCACCAAAGUCAUCACCAUGUAUGAUGAGAAAACAAGAUAAGCCUCUUCCUGCACCACCACCACCUGUACGAGAUCCUCCUCCACCUCCACCAGAAAGACCUCCUCCCAUUCCACUGGAUAAUAGGUUAAGUAGACACAUGCAUCACCCUGAAAGUGUGCCUUCCAGAGACCAGCCGAUGCCACUUGAAGCCUGGUGCCCCAGAGAUGUAUGUGGGACUAAUCAUACAGUGGGAUGUCGAAUAGUAGGAAGUGACAGUUCUCCCAAGCCUGGACUCACUGCAGGCUCAAAAGUGAAUGGUGGGCAUUGUCGCAUGGGUUCUGAUCCAAUAUUUCUGCGGAAGCACAGACACCACGAUUUGCCUUUAGAAGGUGCCAAGUUGUUUUCAAAUGGUCAUCUAGGUAGCGAGGAAUAUGAUGUUCCACCUCGACUCUCACCCCCUCCUCCAGUUGCUUCGGUCACGAUGAAUAUGAAGUCUUCUGUUCCUGUCACAAAUUCUCUCCCUGAGAAACUGAAAGAAAAUGCAGAAGAUGAUGAGUACAAGAUUCCUUCAUCCCAUCCUGUUUCUUUGACUACACAAUCAUCUCAUUCUCAUAAUACAAAAUCUCAGAUUCGUGUAUGUGAAAAUGGUCAGUCCUCUGGAAUGCUUAAUGAAACUCACAGUGCUGGCUCUGAGAUGAAAAGAUUGAGACAUCCAGAGAUGGGAGAUGCCCUUGAGUCCACCAUCCCAGGACCACUGCUACCUGCACGACCUCCUGUGAGAGAAAACUUGAAACGUGGCUCAGUUCUGAAUAGAACUCCCUCUGACUACGACCUGCUUGUACACCCUCCAGGUAAAGAUGUGUUGAACAACCAGCCCCCCUCACUUCCUCCUCCUCCUCCUCCACCACCGCCACCACCUGCACGCCACAGCCUUAUUGAGCAGACAAAACCACUUGCUGCAGGAAGCAGACCUCUGUCUGGGCAUGAAUUGUACCUUCCUCCUGCUGAACUUUUCUUUGAUCCUGUAAAUGGUUUAGUUCCUUUACCUCCCGUUCGAAGAUUAACUGGUGAAAAUAUGAAAUCCCAUAGAACAUCCCAAGAUUAUGACCAACUUCCGUCUUGUUCUAAUGGUUCACAAGCUCCAGCCAGACCUCCUAAACCACUUCCUCGUAGGACUGCUCCAGAAGUACACCAUAGGAGGGCACAUAAUUCUGACUCACCUAUAGAAAAUGUUGAUGCAAAAAUUGCAAAACUUAUGGGGGAAGGCUAUUCAUUUGAAGAAGUCAAGCGGGCACUUGAAAUAGCUCAGAAUAACCUUGAUGUAGCACGGAGUAUUCUAAGAGAAUUUGCUUGCUUCCCUCCAUCAAUUUCCCCACGUCUCAAUCUAUAGCAGUAUGGAACAUCUGCAUCAAGCCAAAUUUCCAUAAUGUGUACGUGAAUUUGAAAUAUUGUGCAAGUAUGAGACAAGAUUCAAGGAAGAUACUGUUCUCUAGGUAUCUUUGAAGAUUUGCCACAGUUUUCAGAAGAAAAUAACUGCUCAGUGCAAAAUAUGUGGAUUGUAUUUUUGCUAGCCAUACUUUUUUGAAUCAGGGUUGAACUGAGAAAUAAUUUAAAGAAGUUUACUUCUCAUGAACUUUUAAUCUGUGAAAUGCUUUUAUCAUGUUUACAAGGUGGUGAGUGACCAUUUUCAAGCUGAUAGCCCUCCUAUGUUCUUCUUAUUCACACUUUCUGUGCUUGUCUAGUGUUUCCAUGUUUUUGUACUGACCUUUCUCAUUGAAUAAGUUGUGAAUGUUCUGUCUUUAUUUCUCAGAAAAAAUUUCUUCGCAUUUCAGGAUCAAGCAAAUGAAAAGAAAUGUGGCCUUCAUUACUAUGUUCCCCCAUUCUGAUAUACUUUUGCUAUUUAGAGAAAGAAAUGAAUGUGUAAUACAAUUUUGUCUUUAGUUUGUCUUUUUAAAGGUAUCUUGACCUUGGCAUUAGGCAGCUUUUCUUCAGCAUGCAGCCGUUAAUCUUCAAGAUCUAGAUGGCUUCAGUAAUAAAAGUGCACAAUACUAAAUUGUAUGGUAGUGUCCCAGAAAUGUAAAUUAUUUCUGGAACAUACGCAGAGAAUCAAAAUAUAUGCAUUUAAAAUUAUCCCUUCUUCAAUGAUGAACUUGAUGAAGGGUGCCCACAUUCAUGCUGUGAAUAUUGUAAGGCAUGCCAGAUACUGUAGAUCCAUCAUGCAGAGUUAUAUUAGCAGGGUCAGGUAAAUUACAGUCCUGUCUUUUGCAAAGUGGAACACAGUUAAUUUCCUGUGUGGAUUAUUAUAAUUCAUUACUGUUUUGGAGACAGAAGAACUUUGCAUUGAGUUUUAAUAUUACUACAGCACCAUUUUUGCAAAACUCAUGAAAUUUACUUUACUCCCUUAAAUGUGUAUUCAGUGCCCUAAUCAAUAGAUGCCAUCAUAUCUUCAUUCUUGGAAAUAACUUGUUUCUUAUUGCCUAGCAUUCAUAGUGGUAUUCCACACUGGUACAUUUCAAAGCACAAACCAAAUCAAGACCUCUAACUUAUUAAGUGAAUUCUUAAUAAAUUCGAGAAGAAGUUCA
Pogona vitticeps (central bearded dragon) is the source of this 4631-nucleotide messenger RNA. It is a transcript of the gene CBLB, whose product is annotated as Cbl proto-oncogene B. Gene Ontology annotation, molecular function: ubiquitin protein ligase activity; phosphotyrosine residue binding; calcium ion binding. Gene Ontology annotation, cellular component: membrane raft; plasma membrane. The record is from RefSeq and is a predicted model, not a curated record. Lineage: Eukaryota; Metazoa; Chordata; Lepidosauria; Squamata; Agamidae. Gene Ontology annotation, biological process: cell surface receptor signaling pathway; negative regulation of epidermal growth factor-activated receptor activity.